This is a messenger RNA of Desarmillaria tabescens, 1019 nucleotides long. RefSeq lists its product as uncharacterized. The transcript is spliced from 2 exons. Lineage: Eukaryota; Fungi; Basidiomycota; Agaricomycetes; Agaricales; Physalacriaceae. Bases 96 to 608 code for a protein of 170 amino acids. The record is from RefSeq and is a predicted model, not a curated record.
ACUGCCCAUGACUGGCGUGCUUCUGCAUGGUGUCCGAAUAAUGUUAUUGACAAAAAUAUCAGCCUACCUACUUCCGAGGCUGUGAAGGUGUACUCAUGACAGAGCUUUGCCAUGGCAGCAGAGCGCAGGACCGGUUUGUUACCACAGCAGCAUUGUCCCUCGUGUUUGUUGUGUACAUCCGGGGAGCUGUAGUACGGACCCCGUCAUGCUUCUGUCGAGGAGCAACUUCGGGUAAUAAAGGAUCCAUCCAUCCAUCCGCACAGAACACCCAUUGCGUUCCUCCUGCACGUCUUCAGCCCGUCUUUGCAUAUCAGCUGUUCAAUAUCGCCAAUGUCACAUUGUUUUCCCGCCUACACUUAUCAUUGCAUUGUCUUUUGAAGCCUCGAGAUGACCACGUUUCUGACAUGAUUUUGAUUAAAAACUUCCUCGUUACAACUGGCACUCAUUGGCUCGCUCUGAUGCGUUUUCUGCCGAUGUUGCGAGUGGAAAUAGGACCCCUCUUUAUCAUGAACCAACUUUUCCACUGUCCACCUGCGCAUUCGUUAAAGAUACACUUGAUUCGUACGCGGCCACCGCCCACACCGGGGAAAGAGGCCUCGAAGUUGUGAGAGGAAAAGGAAUCCGGUUGCAUCAUACUCUCUCGCCCACAAACCCUGUUCUACUGGUCAUUCCUCGCUCAAUCUCAGAACCUCAAGUAGUCACCGCGCGCUUCGCGAGGUACUUCUUUCUUGGAAUAGCACACCUAUCACGCACCGCCUCCGAAUGUCUCAAAGUCGUUUUAUAUUCACAUCCACCCCUCAACUCGUUUCUUUGAGAACAGCUCUAGGCUUGUCAUACCAUUUCAGAAGUCAGCGCAACCUAGUUUUAACUCGAAAGGGAAGCAUUAUUUUCUGCGAGCACCUACGGCCUACUUACGACACUGUGAUCCAUCUAUCCAGUCAUGUGUAGUCAUUGUGGCAGAUGCUCUUCAAUGAAGUUGACAUCUGGUGACUACAAAUUAUAUACUCAUGACAUGCAGC